This is a messenger RNA of Racocetra persica, 239 nucleotides long. Lineage: Eukaryota; Fungi; Glomeromycota; Glomeromycetes; Diversisporales; Gigasporaceae. The record is from the annotation of a GenBank genome assembly.
AAAGCCAUCGUAUGCUACUCUUGCACAAUGGGUAAAAGAUUCGUGGGAGGAAGUUGACUUCCAGUUGAUAGUAAAGGCAUUUAAGUAUUAUGGUAUUUCGGUCAAAAUGAAUAAAACAGAGAAUGAUCAGGUUUUCGAUUAUAAGUCAUUGAAUGAAAAUCCAACAGAUAAAAAUGAUGAAAAUUUUGAAGUGAUUAAUAGUAGUGAUAUUGAAGGUAAGAAUUAUGAAGAAGUUAAGG